This is a messenger RNA of Sphaerodactylus townsendi, 853 nucleotides long. RefSeq names its product kallikrein-14-like. Gene Ontology annotation, biological process: proteolysis. The transcript has 5 exons. The coding region runs from base 47 to 811 and encodes 254 amino acids. NCBI's taxonomy places the organism in Eukaryota, Metazoa, Chordata, Lepidosauria, Squamata, Sphaerodactylidae. The record is from RefSeq and is a predicted model, not a curated record. Gene Ontology annotation, molecular function: serine-type endopeptidase activity.
GCCAAUUCCUCUGCAAGACUUGAGUUCUUGUUGAUCCAUCAGCACAAUGAUGAAGCUGUUUGCCUUUGGGCUUAUUCUGAUGAGCUCGGCAGUGUUUGCCCAGCCAGGUAACCGAAUCAUUGGCGGGUACAAUUGUGCAGACCGCCCUUUCCAGGCAGCAAUUGUGUAUGGAAGCAAAGGCAACAGGAACAUUUAUUGCGGAGGGGUCUUAAUCCAUCCUUGCUGGAUCAUGUCUGCUGCCCACUGCAAGCCCAAACCGAACAUGAAGGUGUGCCUAGGCAAGCACAACUUGAAGAAGGUAGAAAACACAGAGCAGUGCUUAGAUAUCCAAAAAGUCGUAAUACAUCCCAAUUACACAAGAAAGAACAACGACAAGGAUUUCAUGCUUCUUAAGAUAAACCCCUGUGCCAAAUGUGGUGAUGCCGUAAAGACCGCUCCUCUACCUUCCAAGUGCCCUGAAGAUAAUAUGCCAUGCACAGUGUCCGGCUGGGGUACCAUAAAAUCUCCUCAAGCAAAGCUUCCAGAGAACCUACAGUGUGCAGAUGUCCGCACUGUCCCCCAACAAACGUGCAAUCGAGCAUAUCGUGGUGCCAUCACGUCCCAUAUGAUUUGUGCUGGAGUCCCAGAGGGAGGCAUAGACUCCUGCCAGGGUGACUCUGGGGGCCCACUGGUCUGUGACGGGAAACUUCAAGGCAUAGUUUCUUGGGGGACCUACGUAUGUGCACAGAAAGGGAAUCCAGGAGUCUAUGCCAAAGUCUGCUGCGUUGUGCCGUGGAUCAAAGAUACAAUAAGCAAGCAGAGCAAAUGCUGACCCAAACAUACCAAGCAGGACUCUGGGGAGAAGAAAGAUCAA